AUGGAUGCCCGUCAGGUGUUGCAGAGCACCCUCGCGCCAGAUGCGGCCGAGCGUACUAAUGCCGAACAACAACUCGCCCAUGCCGCGGAGGUCGACUUCGCUGCCUACCUUAUUACCCUCGGUCAAGAACUUGCCAACGAGAGCAGCCCCGCUCAUAUUCGUGUCGCUGCUGGUAUUGCCCUGAAGAACGCUUUCACUUUUCGGGAUCAGGCCAAGUUGCGAGAGGUGCAACUUCGAUGGGCUCAGAGCAUCAACCCUGAGACCAAGACUCAGGUCAAGGAGCUUGCGCUUAAAACCCUGCAGUCCCCCGAUGUCCGUGCCGGAGGUGCUGCCGCUACCCUUAUCGUUUCGAUUGCCUCAAUCGAGCUGCCGCGCAAUGAGUGGCCUGAGUUGAUGGGCGUUCUUGUCCAAAAUGUGGCGAGCGGAAACGACGCCCUCAAGCAGUCCUCCCUGACUGCCAUCGGUUACAUUUGCGAGUCCCAAGAUCCAGAUCUUCGCGCAAGCCUUACACAACACUCUAAUGCUAUUCUCACUGCGGUUGUGCAGGGUGCUCGACGGGAGGAGGAAAACAACGAUGUCCGCUAUGCCGCUAUUGCCGCUCUCAGUGAUGCUGUCGACUUCGUGCGAACCAAUAUGGACAACGAGGGAGAGCGCAACUACAUUAUGCAGGUCGUUUGUGAGGCUACCCAGGCCCAGGAGGUCCGCGUGCAAGCUGGUGCAUUUGGCUGCCUGAACCGAAUCAUGGGUUCGUAUUACGAGAAGAUGCGCUUCUACAUGGAGAAGGCUCUGUUUGGCCUGAGUAUCAUGGGCAUGAAGAGCGAGGAGGAAGAAGUCGCUAAGCUGGCUAUUGAGUUCUGGUGUACUGUCUGCGAGGAGGAGAUUGCCAUCGAGGAUGACAACGCCGAGGCUCAGCAAGAGGGUGUUGAGGCUCGUCCUUUCUUCGGAUUCGCUCGCGUUGCUACUCGUGAGGUUGUCCCCGUUCUGCUGCAAUCUAUGUGCCGACAGGACGAGGAUGCCACCGAUGACGAGUACAACGUAUCCCGCGCUGCCUACCAGGCCAUGCAGCUUUACGCCCAGUGUGUGCAGGGCGAUGUUAUUCAGCCCGUUGUGACAUUCGUUGAAGAAAACAUUCGCAACGAGGACUGGCACCGUCGUGACGCCGCUGUGGCUGCUUUUGGCGCCAUCAUGGAAGGCCCUGAGCCCCGUGUGUUGGAGCCUCUGAUCAAGCAGGCACUGUCUGUACUGCUUGGCAUGAUGGAGGAUAGCUCUAUCUCCGUUCGCGACUCAACUGCUUACGCCCUGGGUCGCGUGUGCGACUGCUGCCCCGAGGUUCUCGAUCCCGAGGUCCACCUCCAGCCUCUCAUUUCUUGCCUAUUCAAUGGCCUUGCCAACUCUCCCAAAAUUGCCAGCUCUUGCUGCUGGGCGCUCAUGAACGUCGCAGAUCGCUUUGCCGGUGAACCUGGCUCGCAGACUAACCCUCUGUCGAAGCACUUUGAGGACAGUGUGAAGUCCCUACUUACAGUCACCGAGCGACAGGAUGCCGAUAACCAGCUGCGUACCGCUGGAUAUGAAGUUCUGAACUCAUUCGUCAUGAACUCUGCUAACGACAGCUUGCCCAUGGUUGCCACCCUCUCAGACGUUAUCAUCCAGCGCCUUGAGCAAACUGUUCCCAUGCAGCAGCAGAUCGUCAGCGCCGAGGACCGUAUGCUUCUCGAGGAAAUGCAGACUAGCUUGAUUAGUGUCAUUCUCGCUAUUGUUCAGCGCUUCGAGGGAGAGAUCAAACCCCAGGCUGACCGCAUCAUGAGCGUGCUCCUCCAGGUUCUGACCACCAUUGGUGCUAAGUCCAGCGUGCCAGAUGUCAUCUUUGCCACCGUCGGUGCCAUUGCUAGCGCUCUCGACGAAGAAUUCAUCAAGUACAUGGAGUCCUUCAGCCCCUUCCUAUACAACGCCCUUGGCAACCAAGAGGAGACCGGUCUCUGCUCCAUGGCCAUCGGCUUGGUUAGUGACAUUGCUCGUGCAUUGAACGAGAAGGUUCAGCCUUACUGCGAUCACUUCAUGAACCUCCUGCUUAAGAUCCUUUCGGCCUCCAGUAACCAGCUUAAGCCGGCGAUUCUUGAGACCUUCGGUGACAUCGCUCAAGCUAUUGGAACCAACUUUGACACUUACUUGGCGAUUGUCGGCCAGGUUCUCCAGCAGGCUUCCAGUGUCACCACCAGCUCUGAUCUCCCAUACGAUAUGGUUGAUUACAUUGUUUCUCUCCGUGAGGGUAUCAUGGAUGCUUGGGGCGGAAUCCUUCUGUCUUACAAGGGCACAUCUUCGAUCACUCAACUCCAGCCAUUCAUUGAGUCUAUCUUCAACCUUCUGCACAUCAUCUCUCAGGAGAGCAACCGCAGCGAAGGCCUUAUGCGCUCUGCUAUGGGUGUUAUUGGUGACCUUGCCGACGCGUUCCCCAAUGGCGAGAUUGCUACGUACUUCACCAACCCUUGGGUUACCGCCCUCGUACGGGAGACCCGGCAAACCAGACAAUAUAGCGAACGCACCAUCGAGACCGCUCGCUGGACCCGUGAGCAGGUCAAGCGCCAAGUCAACCUCGGUGCCGGUAUGUCGUAA
Molecule: messenger RNA, 2610 nt
Organism: Penicillium soppii
Lineage: Eukaryota; Fungi; Ascomycota; Eurotiomycetes; Eurotiales; Aspergillaceae
Product: karyopherin beta
Exons: 7
Coding region: 1-2610 (869 amino acids)
Biological process (GO): protein import into nucleus
Cellular component (GO): cytoplasm; nucleus
Molecular function (GO): small GTPase binding; nuclear import signal receptor activity
Source: RefSeq, a predicted model, not a curated record